AUGGCUUCCUCCAACAGUCUCCUGUCUGAAGAGCAGUUCCAGUGCUCUAUCUGUCUAGAUGUGUUCACUGACCCAGUCUCCAUCCCGUGCGGACACAACUUCUGCAUGGCCUGUAUCGGGAGUUACUGGAACGCUAACGGGCUAUGCAAGUGUCCAGUGUGUCAAAAGACUUUUGAACAGAGACCAGAUCUCAGUGUCAAUACUUUUAUUUCUGAAAUGGCCGCUCACGUCCGGAAGCUAGCUCCAGCUGACAGCACACUCAAACAGCACCCCGCCAAGCCUGGAGAAGUGGCCUGUGAUGUCUGCACUGGGAGGAAGUUCAUGGCCUUGAAGUCGUGCCUGGUUUGUCUGGCUUCUUACUGUGGGACUCACCUAGAGCCGCAUCAGAGAGUUGCUUCCUUCAAGAAACACAAGCUAAUUGACCCUGUGGAGAACCUGGAUGACAGGGUGUGUGAGAAGCACCAACGACCCCUGGAGUUGUUCUGUAGGAGCGACCAGUCCUGUGUGUGUCAGUUCUGCACUGAGACAGACCACAAGUUCCACAAGACUGUCCCCAUAGAGGAAGAGAGUGGAGUGAGGAAGAGUCUACUGUGGGAAACCAAGGGAAAAGUGCAGAGGAUGAUCAAGGACAGACUGCAGAAGGUGAAGCAGAUGGAACACUCAAUAGCACUCAGGAAGAGGGGUGCAGAGAGAGAGAUAGAAGAUAGCGUGCAUGUUUUCACUACUCUGGUGCGCGCUAUUGAGAAUAGCCAGGCUGAGUUCAUUGAGGAGAUUGAGGUGAAACAGAAAGCAGCAGAGAGGCGUGCUGAUGGGCUCAUCAAAGAGCUGGAGCAGGAAAUCACUGAACUACAAAGGAGACUCACUGAUCUGCAGAAGCUGUCAAACACAGAGGACCACCUCCACGUCCUCCAGAGCUCCCCAUCGCUUUGCACCCUUCCACGCACCAAGAACUGGUCUGAGAUCAGGGUUCACAGCGGUUUGUGGGUCGGGACCCUUAGGAGAGCUGUGUCUCAACUGGAGGAGACGCUUUAUGAAGAGAUUGAGAAGUUGUGUGAGACCGAGCUGGAGAGAAUGCAGCAGUCAGCUGUGGAUUUGACUCUGGACUCUGAUACGGCAAAUCCCAAACUUAUUUUGUCUGAGGAUGGGAAACAGGUGAAGCUAGGACACAGACAAAAGCUCUUCCUUGACAACCCAAAGAGGUUUGAUCCUGUACCCUGUGUACUAGGAAAUGAAGGCUUCGUCUCUGGGAGAUUUUACUUUGAGGUGCAGGUGGAGGGGAAGACUAGCUGGGCUUUGGGAGUGGCCAGAGAGUCCAUCAACAGGAAGGGGAAUGUACGGCCCAGUCCUGUGAAUGGAUACUGGACUGUGGGGCUGAUGAAUGGGGAUGAGUACAUGGCUCACGCUGGGCCCAGUGUCCCUCUCUCUCUGUCAGAGGAACCUCAGAAGGUGGGGGUGUUUGUGGAUUAUGAGGAGGGGGAGGUCUCCUUUUAUGAUGUGGAGGCCGGGUCUCAUAUCUACUCUUUCACCGUCUGCACCUUCACUGAGAGACUCUACCCAUACCUCUUUACAGGCAUAAAUAAGGAUGAUAAAAACUCUGCCCCAUUGAUCAUUUGUCCGAUCAUGUCCGUCAAUCAGUAUGAGAUUUCAUCUCUCGAUGAUGCACCUUAGAUUUCAGCAAUUGAUUCAGCCAAGUGAUUGUUGAUACUUCUAUACAGCUCUUCGAAAAUGGUCACAGCAUUGGAAUGACACAGUGAGAAAGUUAGGUGUCUAAUCAGGCGUGCAACUGACAAUGUUUUUUUUUAGCUUUUCAUUUAGAUUGAAUGGACAAAGUCCCCCUCAUACAAAAACAUAUAUUUUACCUCCACAAUCGUGUAGGAAUUCAUUAUUAUUUUGCCUAUUUUUCUCUGUGGCAUAUAUAAGUAACUGCCAAAAUAAAGGAAACGUCAACAUAGUGUCUUAAUAGGACGUUGGGCCACCACGAGCCAGAACAGCUUCAACGCACCUCGGCGUUGAUUCUACAAGUGUCUGGAACUCAACUGGAGGGAUGUGACACCAUUCCAUCAUUUUGGGUUUUGUUGAUGGUGGUGGAAAAUGCUGUCUUAGGUGUCGCUCCGGAAACUCCCGUAAGUGUUAAAUUGGGUUGAGAUCUGGUGACUGAGAUGGCCAUGUCAUAUGAUUUACAUUGUUUUCAUGCUCAUCAAACCAUUCAGUGACCACUUGUGCCCUGUGGAGGGGGGGCAUAGGCAUGGCAGCCAAAAUAAUGGCCUGCCCAGCAUUUUAAAUAAUUUCCCUAAGCAUGAUGCGGAUGUUAAUUUGCUUAACUUGAGACUCAGAAAUGACACUGCCACGAGCAUCACCGCAGAUAUUCAGAUGAGAGAGAUGCAAGACUUUGCUCUCACACAGUCACACACAGUAUCUGUGCAUGGGUUCACUUCACACUGUUCACAACGUAAUAGCCACGGGACUAAAACAGCAGAGAAGUUGAGCCUCACACUUCAACGCUCUUAGUUGUUGCAGAAAUGUACUCACUAUGCCGUUUACUUUGUGCAUCUACAUCAUAUCGCUGAGACUACCUUUAAUUAGCUCAGGAACCACACCUGUGUAGAAGCACCUGCUUUCAAUAUGUUUCAUAUCCCUUAUUUACUCAGGUAUUUUGGCAGUUACCUUGAUAUUAAUUUCCUUGAAAUGCGUAACAAUGAUAUGUGUAUAAUCAAUGGGCUACUGGAGAGGGAGUACUGCUCUGUAUAUUUUGGGGGGUACAUUUUGGGGUGAGGUGAAAGGUUUUGUUGGGCGUUUUUCUUAAAAUAGAAAAAAAUAAAUGUCACAGUGCUUUAUGACAGUUUAUACAGGUGCAUCAGUUGGACUCUUUUAAAUCUUCCAACGUGUACAAAGUCUUUGGUUGGAGAAGCUCUGCAACCUGCAGAGUAUUGAUGUUUGAAAUGAUGUUAACCGUAAUCACACAGUCCUUUAAUGUUGGAAUUUAGCAAAAAAAGGUUUGAACGACAAAUCAAUGUCCUGUUAUCAAAUAAACAUUCAGCACGUAU
Oncorhynchus keta (chum salmon) is the source of this 3044-nucleotide messenger RNA. Its product is annotated as probable E3 ubiquitin-protein ligase TRIML1. Lineage: Eukaryota; Metazoa; Chordata; Actinopteri; Salmoniformes; Salmonidae. The record is from RefSeq and is a predicted model, not a curated record. Gene Ontology annotation, molecular function: protein binding; zinc ion binding.